Hydra vulgaris (swiftwater hydra) is the source of this 2029-nucleotide messenger RNA. RefSeq lists its product as uncharacterized. The record is from RefSeq and is a predicted model, not a curated record. NCBI's taxonomy places the organism in Eukaryota, Metazoa, Cnidaria, Hydrozoa, Anthoathecata, Hydridae.
UGUUCUUGUUCUUUCAAGCGUAUCAACAAUGCACCUAACAAAUUUGAAUUAACCCCUUCUGCCUAUUCGGAAACUUACUCUCACAAAAAUAAUUAUUUCUUGGUGUAGAAAUAACAAAGUCAACAGGAGAAGAAAAAAUAAUCAAACGGUCCACGAUGAGGACGGCUUUACUGAUACUAUGUAUCAAUUUAUUGGUUAUCUUCAUCGAAGCCAAAAAGUUAACACCAGCGGAACGCGCCCUUAAAGCACAACAACAAAACGCUAAAUCCCAUGAGGCGUGGGUAAAUUUAUACAAAAGUCCAAAGAUCAAUAAAACUCCAGAUGAAAUUGAAAAAACUAACAGUCCAGUUGUAGUAUCUCCAGUCGAAAAAGCUAAGGCGCUUCCAGCCGAAAAAGCUAAGGCGCUUCCAGCCGCUGCUCAAAAGCAGAUUGCUGCUAAAACUGGACAACAAGCACCUGCUGCUCCAGUAACAAAGGCUGCUUCUGAAAUAUCUGCACCUAAUGGGGUAGGUCAAAAUACAUCAACCCAAAACACUCUUCCCUUAUCAGCUCCAGUUGCGACACUUGCUAAACCAGUUGUUCCUGUAAACAAAAAAGAGGAAGAACAGAAAAAAGCCAGCUAUGCUAAUAAAUUCAAUAAAAAAGCUAAAGGUGAAUAUGUUUGGCGUGUUGAAUCACAUCCCAAUCAAAAUGUUAACAUCCCUCUUAGUUUUAAAAAACCAAAGACCGAGAAAAAACUUGCAAACGUCUCCAAAAACGUUGAAGAACCAGAGAAUCCAAAAGCUGCAACGCUUCCUGUAAAAGAAAAAAAAAACCAACCAAAGCUCUCAACUAAAUUACCAAAACGAAAAAAGAACAAAAAUGUUAAAGCAACAAAGAAAGAAGAUGUUUCCAUUAAAGCAGCGUCUUCAGCUGAAGUAAACUUAGGAGAUUCUUGUUGUCCUUCUGCAGCUCCUUGUCAUCCUCCAGCUCCUCCACCAUGUCCACCACCACCACCUCCUUGCCCACCACCUUGUCCCCCACCAUGUCCUCCGCCACCACCUCCUCCUCCUCCACCACCACCACCUCCACCACCUCCUCCACCUCCACCAUGUCCACCUCCAUGUCCUCCACCACCACCACCAUGUCCUCCUCCUCCACCUCCUCCUCCACCAUGCCCACCACCACCACCUCCUCCACCACCACCACCUCCUCCAUGCCCUCCACCACCACCACCACCUCCACCAUGUCCACCACCAUGUCCACCUCCAUGUCCACCACCAUGUCCACCUCCUCCUCCACCAUGUCCUCCCCCACCAUGUCCACCCCCACCAUGUCCACCUCCACCCCCACCUUGUCCACCAGCUUGUCCUAUUCCACCCCCUCCAAUGGAAACUACGGAAGUAGAAACACAGAGCGAAACUACAACUGAAACGGGAACGGGAACUAAAACUUCAACUUCUACAGGCGCUGCAACAGAAGCAAACGCUGGUGGAUCAGCUGCAGGUGGCGCAAGGGGAUCUGCCGGAAGCGAAGGCGGAGCUAGAGGUCAAGGCGAAGGACAAUCGUCAGGUCGAGGCGGUAGCUCAUCUGGAUCUGCGGCUGGUUCAAACUCUGGAGCCGGUUCUGAGAGUAGCGGAAAAUCAGGCUCAUCUUCUGAAACUACUACCGAUACUGAGUCUGCAGUAGGAGUAAAAAAAGCAGAAAUUGCUGCUAAAAAGUCUGAUAUCGAUACAACAAAUGAUGCGUCUAAAGAUUACGUAAACGAGAAUGGUACAAAAACAAAAACAAAAAGCAAUGCCAGUUCAACUAGUACCACAACUAUAACAAAAACAGAAUCCUCAAUGGGAUCGGCAAAAAAAAGAGCUUCUGUUUCAAAGAUGGCAAAAAAAAUUUUUAAGAAAAGAAGUAUAUCAAAUGAAAGAUCCACUGUGAUAUGAGCAAACAAGUCCACGAACAAUACAAAAAUCUUGAUAGCCUUGACAAAAGAAUGAGCUCGAUUGAAAAUCAGUACCGACUAUAAAUAUUGAAAAACCUCUAGUGUUUUAUA